Raphanus sativus (radish) is the source of this 1127-nucleotide messenger RNA. RefSeq names its product agamous-like MADS-box protein AGL12. Gene Ontology annotation, cellular component: nucleus. The record is from RefSeq and is a predicted model, not a curated record. Bases 191 to 826 code for a protein of 211 amino acids. The transcript has 7 exons. Lineage: Eukaryota; Viridiplantae; Streptophyta; Magnoliopsida; Brassicales; Brassicaceae. Gene Ontology annotation, molecular function: protein dimerization activity; RNA polymerase II cis-regulatory region sequence-specific DNA binding; DNA-binding transcription factor activity, RNA polymerase II-specific. Gene Ontology annotation, biological process: positive regulation of transcription by RNA polymerase II.
UGAAGAUUAUAUAUAAAAAGAAGAAGGUGGCAUGAGUUUGGGCAUAACUUCACAGUUUUCUCCCAAGAAAAAGAGAAACCAAACAGUAAGUGGGGAACCUCGAAGCUAGUUCAAACUAGUGGGAGGUUGAUCCACGUUCAAACUUCAAAUCCAAAUUUAAACACAAAUCCAAACGUUAGAUCAUUAGAUAAUGGCUCGUGGAAAGAUUCAGCUGAAGAGGAUCGAGAACCCUGUUCACAGACAAGUGACGUUUUGCAAGAGGAGAACCGGUCUUCUCAAGAAGGCAAAGGAGCUCUCUGUUCUCUGCGACGCUGAGAUCGGCGUUAUGAUUUUCUCUUCCCAGGGCAAGCUAUUCGAGCUCGCUACAAAAGGAACAAUGGAAGGAAUGAUUGAUAAGUACAUGAAGUGUACUAAUGGUGGUCGUGGUUCUUCUUCUGCUACUUUUACUGCUCAAGAACAACUUCAACCUCCAAAUCUUGAUCCAAAAGGUCAGGUCAAUGAGCUUAAGCAAGAGAUUGAUAUGCUUCAGAAAGGAAUAAGGUAUAUGUUUGGAGGAGGAGACGGGACGAUGAAUCUUCCAGAACUUCUUUUGCUUGAGAAGCAUCUUGAGUAUUGGAUUUCCCAUAUUCGCUCUGCUAAGAUGGAGAUUAUGCUUCAAGAAAUUCAGUCCUUAAGGAACUCGGAAGGGGUCCUCAAAAAUGCUAAUAAGUACCUCCUCGAAAAGAUAGAGGAGAACAACAAUAGCGUAUUAGAUGCUAACUUCACAACUGUGGAGACUAACUAUUCUUAUCCGCUAACAAUGGCAAGUGAAAUAUUUCAGUUCUAGAUCAUAUAUACGGUAUUUGAAGACUAGUCCUAUGAUAUCAAAUGAUCUUGGUAAGUAUAAUCAGUGUUGUUAAAUCACACAUAAUUAUAAUAAAGCAUGUGGAACAUGCUACGCUCUUGAAAAUUUCUGUGUGUUUUGUUUUCUCCUAUUUCUACUUUUGUUGGUGUGAGCACUACAAUGACUACAAAAAGAAAUACAAUGACUACAAGUAUGGUGUGUACUUAAUGACUUUCUAAUUUCUGUGUAUGAUUGAAUUUGUGGACUAUCGUUGUGUUGAAGAUACCUAGCUUCUUUUGUUUCA